AUGGUAGAUAACAGAGCUGUAGUAAGAGCAGAAAAAAUGAUAGUUCAGCCAGUCAAGAUUUUCUUCAGAGACACAUUUAAUACCUAUGUUGUUUUAAAAAUCCAAAAUCUAAAAAGCACCACAAUAAACAGAAAAGGAAGCGAACCUUGCUGGGAACAAGACUUUAUGUUUGAAAUCAGUGAUGUUGAAAAGGGCUUCAUGGUGGAGCUGUGGAAGAAAGGCUUGAUAUGGGACAAACUUUUAGGUACUUUAUGGAUUCCCCUAACAACUGUGGAAUAUGCAACAGAUGAAGGUUCGGGUGCAUGGUGGAUACUACAUUCUGAAGUCAUAAAAAAUGGAAGUGAAAUCUGUGGCACAAAAACACCAACUCGACAUGAGAUUUUACUGGAUGUCUACUUUGCAAUACUGAAUGAUUUGGAUUGCAGAAGCCAUUACAGGAGGGCUUCUCUCCAAGGUGCAUGUCAUUCACCUCUGGACACAAGUAGCAGCCUGUCACCCAUGAAAAGUGCUCUCAGCAUGCAAGAGAAAGAACUAAGCAAUAAAGAUCAAGUUUACAUAAGUAGUUUGGCAAAAGCAAGAUGGACCAGAGCUAUUCAGAAGGGUUCUGAAGAUUAUCUUUUGCCAUAA
Molecule: messenger RNA, 627 nt
Organism: Caretta caretta (loggerhead turtle)
Lineage: Eukaryota; Metazoa; Chordata; Testudines; Cheloniidae
Source: RefSeq, a predicted model, not a curated record